Messenger RNA from Pyricularia oryzae 70-15, 1842 nucleotides. RefSeq lists its product as uncharacterized. The coding region runs from base 139 to 1578 and encodes 479 amino acids. NCBI's taxonomy places the organism in Eukaryota, Fungi, Ascomycota, Sordariomycetes, Magnaporthales, Pyriculariaceae. The transcript is spliced from 2 exons. The record is from RefSeq and is a predicted model, not a curated record.
AAUUACCGUACACUUCUACCGGUAACCGUGCUGUGAACUUAGCUAUAUUCGCCAAUCAGAAGGCGCUAAAGCCUGCUCGCUUGGGCGUGCAUCCGGCAUUCGUACCGUGACGAGAAAAAAAAAAAAAAAUAACGAGACAUGCGUAGGGGUAGCGGUUCGCUGUCGACCUUUCCCCAGAUUCAACAUGCCUACUCCAAUCCCCCACCCGCCACCUCGCUAGCAAUUAACGACGGCGCCCAGCAGCAACAACAACAACAAAACACACAGACGCACACGCGCAGUCGCAGCAAUAGCAUAACGAGCAGGCUUCUUAGACCUAGCACCAGCUCAGGCGAUCAACAGCAGCAAAAGGUCACGCUUUACCCAAACCCGCCUCCCGAAACCCCACGCCUCGGCGGCGUGUUGACCAAGGAACGCAGGCCCUCUUUCGGCCGCAAGUCGUCCUUUUCGAGGCUGCGCCGCAGCAGCUCUGCCUCGAAUGUCGCUGCGGCCGCCGCCAAAGAGCCUCCUGGACGUCAGGGAAAGCUUCGCGUAACCACCGACCGCUCCGCUCCCCCGCUGCCCGACAUUUCUAGGUCGCGGUACUCUCGCCUCGACAGCGCUCAGGAUUCCUCUUUUUACCUUCAGUCGCCUCCGCUUUCCGCCGACUCCUUCUCCAAGAUGCUGUCGCGGACGACUACAAACAACAACGGUGGGCAGAUGGUCCCGCCGCCAGCCCCUACCUCAGGUCAGACGGACUCUCAUAGUAUGGUAUACCAGCAUAUACAAGAGACAGCCAGCAAGAGGAUUUCUACAUUAGAUUACCUGCGAAAAGCACAUGAAGGGCGCGUUUACUGGUUCAACACGCUCCUUUUCGACAAGCCCGACCUAGCGCGAAUGCCCUACUUCGAUAGCCGCAAGCUCGCCCGUCGCGCAACAAACUACCUCUUGCUUGGCCUAUCCCUUCCCGCCGUCGUCGACCUCAACAGCUCAACUCCACUCGAGUUUCUACGCAGUCUAAACAUACUCCUCGGCGAGUUCGAGACAUUCCAGACCCUUCACUCUGAGUCCGGCACCGCCGCGUCGUCACUCUCCCGCGCCCGCAUUCCCAAUAUGUUCCGCCGCGGCGCCCAGUCUGCCAAAACCCGCCGUACCUCUGGCGCCAACGACCUCGGCAUCGCCGGCCUCGACCAAUCCGAGUCCAACGGCGGUCCGCUCACGGGCAACCCUCUGGACGGCGGGUCCUCGGCUGGCGGCGACGCACCCGCACUAUCCUUUGCUGCCAGCGAUACGGACCUGCUCCCGGGCGAGGAGUACACGCACCUCCUCACGCCGUCGCUCCCCUUCGACCCAGACUUCUUUGAGACGUUUGCAACACUCUGCGACGUCCUGAUAGACUGCUACAGGCGCCUGUUGACGCUGCUCUCGUCGCCUAAGGACUGUAACGCCCAGAUUGCGGAGCUCUUUACCAAGGCCGACGCCAGGGUGCGCAAGAUCAUCAUCCAGGGUGCCGUCAAGGAGUUUGAGGACACGAGUCGCGCAGGGGUGAAGAACGAGGUCGCCAACGUGGGCAAAGUCGUUCUCGGCUCGCUGAUGUGAAAGACUGCAUACGAUUUUUUUUCUUUUUUCUUUUGCCCCCACUUUACUGUAUCGCAUUUUUCCUGCCUACUUUUUUUCCCUUAUACUGUAUAAAAUAUUGAGGACAAGCGCAGGCAUUCAAGGCACGGCACGGCACGUUUUUGGCUUAUUUGGCUUAUUUUUUCCCCUUGAUUCACUGGCACGGAGUUGAUUCAUGGCACUGAUUGGAAGACGAGGAUAUCAUCGUCCUUGUAGUUUGAUACCACAUAAUGAGAAUAUAUUGGA